AAAUGGUGCUGUACUCCCUCACUAAUGUUUUUCUCAAUGUUCUUUCACUCCUCUGUUUUUUUCAUUUUUUUUUUUGUUCUUGUCUUCUCAGACAACCACUUUCUCCAAUCCAAAUGACGCCGACCACCGCUUCCAACACGCACGAUCCCUCGUCGCAGGCCAACAUCACCGCCUUCCGCACCCGCCACAUUGCCCUGGACAUUGCCCUCGACUUUGCACGCAAGGUUGUCCACGGCACUGCGACCAUCGAUCUCGCUCGCCUCGACGCCAACGCUCAGACGGUCGAGUUGGACACGCGCGAGCUGACGAUCGCGUCCGUCAAGCUGAACGGCGUGGCAGAGCUCGCGUUCGUGACUGGCGAUGCGCACGCCGUGUUUGGCUCCAAGCUGACCAUCACGCUGCUGGCUGAGCACGCCACGCUGCAGGACUUUAAGCUUGUGAUUGCGUACGAGACGUCUGCCACGUCGUCGGCGUGCCAGUGGCUCGCUCCCGAGCAGACUGCGGGCAAGCAGCACCCGUACUUUUUCACCCAGUGCCAGGCAAUCCACGCGCGCAGCCUGCUCCCGUGCCAGGACGCGCCUGGAAUGAAGGCGCCGUACUCGGGCAAGGUCACUGUCGCAAAGGGCCUCGUGGCACUCAUGAGCGCCCUCCCCACCGGCGACGCGGUCAGCGCAGACGGCCAGUCAACCACGUUCAGCUUUGACCAGCCAAACCCAAUCCCGUCGUACCUCAUUGCGAUCGCCGCUGGUCACCUGGUCAGCGUCGAGGUUGGCCCGCGUUCGCGCGUCUGGUCCGAGCCCGAGACUGUGCAGGCUGGCGCAUUCGAGUUUGCCGAGACCGAGCAGCAGCUCGCAACGGCCGAGGACCUGCUUGGCCCGUACGUCUGGGGUCGCUACGACGUGCUGUUGCUGCCCCCGAGCUUCCCGUACGGCGGCAUGGAAAACCCCAACAUUACCUUUGUGACGCCGACCCUGCUGGCUGGCGAUCGCUCGCUGGCAGACGUCGUUGCUCACGAGAUUGCUCACUCGUGGACGGGCAACCUCGUCACCAGCCGAACCUGGGAGCACUUUUGGCUCAACGAAGGCUUCACCGUCUAUGUUGAACGCAAGAUUGUCGGCCGCAUGCGCACCGAGCAGCACCGUCACUUCUCCGCCAUUAUCGGCUGGAAGGCGCUGCGCGAUUCGAUCGACAACUACCCUGCCGACUCGCUCCUCACUGCGCUCGUCCCCAGCCUCGACGGCGUCGACCCCGACGACGCAUUCUCGUCCGUCCCCUACGAGAAGGGCUUCAACCUGCUGUUCUACCUCGAGACGCUGCUCGGCGGCCCUGAGCCGAUGGAACGCUACCUCAAGGCCCACUGCACCCAGUUUGCCUUCAAGGCAGUGACCACUGCUGAAUGGAAGGACUUUUUCCUGUCCUUCUUUGCUGAAGAGGCCAAGCGCGGCGUCUUUGACGCUGUUGACUGGAAUGCCUGGUUCUACACCCCCGGCAUGCCCAAGCCCGAGCCCAAGUUUGACCAAACACUGGCCGAGCGCAGCGCCGCUCUCGCUGCCCGCUGGACCCAAGCCGAUGCUUCCAGCAACUAUGCUGGGUUCUCCGUCGACGACAUUGCCGACUUUGCCUCGCCGCAGCGUGUCGUCUUUUUGGAAAAGCUUCUGCUCGAAAACCCGCUCAGCGAGCAGACUCUCGACAAGAUGGAUGCGACCUACGAUUUCACGGCAUCGCGCAACUCGGAAAUCCGCUUCCGCUGGCAGUCUCUCUGCUUGCGUGCGUCCUACACCAAGAUCUUCCCGCACGUUGUCGACUUUGUGACUUCGCAAGGCCGCAUGAAGUUUGUCCGCCCGCUGUACCGCGCUCUCUUCAACUGCGACAAGGCUGGUGACCUUGCCGUGACUACCUUCCAAAAGCAUCGCCACAUCUAUCACAACAUUUGCGCCAGCAUGGUGGCCAAGGAUUUGAAGCAGUGAGCGCGCGGGCCAUCCGUUGUUUUUGGAACGUCCAGCCGUUCUGGGCUUUGUUGUAUUUUGUCUUGGUGACUGCAUGUGAAGUGUGGUCGUGUGAUGAAAUACACUUUGUUGGGUACAAGC
Molecule: messenger RNA, 2087 nt
Organism: Capsaspora owczarzaki ATCC 30864
Lineage: Eukaryota; Filasterea; Ministeriida; Capsasporidae
Product: leukotriene A4 hydrolase
Exons: 2
Biological process (GO): proteolysis
Cellular component (GO): cytosol
Molecular function (GO): epoxide hydrolase activity; zinc ion binding; metallopeptidase activity
Source: RefSeq, a predicted model, not a curated record